This is a messenger RNA of Tripterygium wilfordii, 909 nucleotides long. Its product is annotated as SKI/DACH domain-containing protein 1-like. NCBI's taxonomy places the organism in Eukaryota, Viridiplantae, Streptophyta, Magnoliopsida, Celastrales, Celastraceae. The record is from RefSeq and is a predicted model, not a curated record. The transcript has 3 exons. The coding region runs from base 130 to 618 and encodes 162 amino acids.
GGCCCUUAAAGCCCAACCCGGAGCCCAUGAACACUGUUUCUUUCCUUUCCCGGAGUUUGUCAAAAUCGCGUAGCCGAUUGAACCCUAAUCGUGAUUCGUGAUACAUAAUCCAGGUAAAAACACAGAGAAAUGGAUCCUCCGUACUCCGCACCGGGACCGCUCCCACUUCCCUAUCCGCCCCACCACCACCAUCUGUUCCUUUGUCCUCACCACCACCACCACCACCACCACGUGAUUAUAUGCCCUCAUCACCAUAACCACCCCAUGCCCCACCACCAUCACUGUCUCCGCUUCAAUACCAACUGCGAAGGUCAUAUCCCUCCUCCAUUGCAAAACCAGUCGACCUCGGAGACUAACCCUUGUCUUCCAUUGGAAACCCAGUUCUGCUCCAGCACUCAGACAUUGCAAGAACCAGAACAUGUGGAAUUAGAAGAAGAAGAAGAGGAAGAUGAACCAGUAUUUGUCCUAACUGAUGAAUGGAGGGAUUUUUUCGCAAAAUCUGAAGCUAAGAGGAAAUUAGAGAAACAACAGGCUAAGAAAAAUAGAAGAAAGUUGAUACGGGCAAAAGCUGACUCUGAGGCUGAGGCAUCACCUUCCCUAGAUUUCUCAGAUCCAUAGCUACGGAAAAAUGAUGAUCAGCAAUUCUUCUUUCAUUCAACCAACUGUUGCAAGAUUUUGCAAUAUGGGAAUUAUGAUUCUAGAUCUGUAUAUACCAUGUGUAUUGUCUUGUUCUUUCUAAAGCCUAUGUAAUCUACAAGAAAGACAACAUGUCUGUUUCUGCGAAUAUACAUGUUCAUCAGGCAAAGAUUGAACUUCCAUUACCCUAUUUGAUGUUUUGAUGAUUGAUGAUGGGGUUUGUUUUGUUUAUGGUGAUGCAAUUCAUUAGGGGCAAAGAUUGAACUUUCAUUA